AUGGGAAGCAGUGGUGAAGGUAAAGUAGUGUGUGUAACGGGAGCAUCCGGUUACAUAGCAUCGUGGCUUGUUAAGUUCCUCCUUAACCGUGGCUACACUGUUAACGCAUCCGUCCGAGACCCAAGUGAUCCGAAAAAGACACAACACUUGUUAUGUCUGGAAGGUGCAAAAGAAAGACUUCACUUGUUCAAAGCAGAUCUUUUGGAAGAAGGGUCGUUUGACUCGGAUAUUGAUGGAUGUGAGGGAGUUUUCCACACUGCUUCCCCAUUUUAUCAUGAUGUCAAAGACCCACAGGCUGAACUUAUCGAUCCUGCGGUCAAGGGGACACUCAACGUUUUGAAUUCAUGCGCCAAAACAUCUUCAGUCAAAAGGGUUGUUGUGACCUCUUCCACUGCAGCCGUUGUUUACAACGGUAAACCACGCACACCUGACGUAACCGCAGAUGAAACUUGGUUCUCUGAUGCUGAGUUUUGCAAGGCCUCAAAGCUGUGGUAUAAUCUAUCCAAAACCUUGGCGGAAGAAGCUGCUUGGAAGUUUGCUAAAGAGAAAGGCUUAGACAUGGUUACUAUUAACCCUGCAAUGGUGAUUGGUCCUCUCUUGCAGCCAACUCUGAACACUAGUGCUGCUGCUAUACUAAGCUUAAUAAAUGGUGCAGAGACCUUCCCCAACUUGAGUUAUGGAUGGGUUUAUGUAAAGGACGUAGCCAACGCACACAUCCAAGCAUUUGAGAUCCCUUCAGCUAAUGGACGUUAUUGUUUGGUCGAGAGAGUCACUCAUCACUCCGAGAUCGUUAACAUUCUGCGUGAGCUUUACCCAAAUCUCCAACUCCCUGAAAGGUGUGAGGAUGAGAAUCCUUACGUGCCAACGUAUAAAGUGUCCAAGGAGAAAACGAUGAGCCUUGGCAUAGACUACAUACCCUUUGAGGUUAGCGUCAAGGAGACCGUCGAGUCCUUGAAGGAAAAAGGUUUCAUCCACUUCUGA
Microthlaspi erraticum is the source of this 981-nucleotide messenger RNA. The record is from the annotation of a GenBank genome assembly. NCBI's taxonomy places the organism in Eukaryota, Viridiplantae, Streptophyta, Magnoliopsida, Brassicales, Brassicaceae.